Molecule: messenger RNA, 4016 nt
Organism: Pocillopora damicornis (cauliflower coral)
Lineage: Eukaryota; Metazoa; Cnidaria; Anthozoa; Scleractinia; Pocilloporidae
Product: potassium voltage-gated channel protein Shal
Biological process (GO): action potential; potassium ion transmembrane transport; protein homooligomerization
Cellular component (GO): membrane; voltage-gated potassium channel complex
Molecular function (GO): voltage-gated potassium channel activity; protein binding
Source: RefSeq, a predicted model, not a curated record
GUACCACAAACGUAAUUUUAUUUGCUUCAUUAAGAUCCCGCCUAGUUAAUUGAAAGUAUACAUGGGGCCAAGUUAUUGAAAUUGAGGGAUUUAAUUUCAGAUUUGCUUCGAGUUGAAGAUGUCAUCGCACCAAGUGUUUCACUAUUACAACGACUUUUUUCGUUUAAUCGGCAAUCUUCAAAAAAAUCCCUUCUUCUGAGAGUUAGAGGGGUGAAAAUUCACCAGAAAUAAAAAAAAGAUGAUUAAAAAAGACAUUACAACGGAAGAAAGGAAGAGAAAAGAAAUUCAACAAAUUCAGUUUGGAGUUUUGUUCCUACAGUUCUAGCAGUCUCACAUCUUGAAUGAGUUCUUCUCUAUAGUCUUCGCCGAGUGCUGUCAUCCGAAAAUCCACCAUAUUUUUUUGAUCAAUUAAUUGUUUGAUAGAUGUGUAAUGGCGUCCACAGAGCUAUAAGUAAAGAGCUUCAUUGCAGAAACAUAUUGUUUGAUUUCAAAAUAAAACGAAGCGAAACAUGAAUGUAAAAAUUUGCUUUGCAUUUCGACCGUAACUUUCCUAGUGUGCUCAAAGGCAAAUUAACUCACUCUCUUUUCUUUCAUUCUUGAUGUUUUGUAAACGACAAAGAAAAAAAAACUCUAAAAAUUUUUUAUAUUUUAUCAUGUUUAUUCAUAUUCAUGCCAAGUACAUGUAUUGCACCUUCUGAAAAUGUAUUGUCUUUAUGGCUUUGCUAAUGAAAUUUUAAUUUAAAAUGAGUCGCUCACGCUGGAAAUUCUCAACGGAAUCGGAAACGACCAAAAACUCCUGGAGUUUCUUUUAUAACUGCUAGCAUCGGGAGGCGAUUAGACCGUCGUAUGCAAAUAAGUCCGGAGUAUCGUAAACUUUGUUUAGUGCUUUUAUUGCCGCAACGACGAGCACCUUAAUUUCACUUAAGAGGUGACAAAACCGCACUACAUUAGCACAAUCCUUAAAGUUAAAAGCGUUUUUGAAACAUAACAUGAAUUGUGACAAAAUGCUCUUUGUGAUCUAUAUUAUGGAGAACGUUUUGUUGAAAUUGAAUUGAAAAAGAAAUCUGUCAUGGAUAAAUUCAGCUUUCUGUCAAGUCUCUGCAGACUGUGUCGCAUGUGGAAAAAAAUUUAAAAGAGAUCAAAAAAGUCGCUUUUUUUUCUUUGUUAUGUAUUUAUCUUUCUAUUAUGUCAAGAGACAUUGGGAUUAUUUUGAAAAACAGAAAUAACAUAACAGCGUACAUAGAGAAAACAAUUCAUAAAUUUAAGACAUUCAAUGCCCCGUUCAUAAUUAGUGGUUUUAUCACUGUGUUUUUAGAAAAUUGCCUGACACACAUUUUAGCAUGAUAACAAGUUAUCAUCAAAAUUCAAUUCUACUCACUCGAAUACAAUAUUUUGCUCAAUCUCUUAUCUGCAGGUCCACUGCGGCGAGCUUAUUAGGAGGGCGUAAAAGCCAAGUUGGCGAUUAGCAGAACCAAUGAAAUACUCUGUCAAAAAAGAAAGGAGACGUCUUUCUGUUCGAAGCUAAACAUAUGAUCACAGAGAAGCUUGUUUGAAGAGGACUCGGUCUCGUAAACAGCACGUUCGAAACUGUGAUCCAACUGAACAGGUCAUAACACUGCUCUUGAAAAAAAAAACAAACAGUGCAUUUCAAGAAGAACUCCGACGCUGGAAGUAACUACGACAUGAUUUUAAACUGGCUUUAACUAAGACAAACGUUGAUGAUCUUGGUGUGGAAAUCCAUCAAUGUUUCACACAAGCGUUUCGGGUGCAUUAUAUAAGAAACAUCGUAUCUCUAACAAUAACAAAAACCAGCGAAAAUCAAUUUCCGAUUAUCCCAGAACUUCUAUUGGGUCUACAAACGACCGGCGGGUGAAAGGGUCAUUUGCUUCUACCAACGACAGGCGUUUGACGAUCAACGUGAGUGGAAUUAAGUUCCAAACGUGGCAAAGUACACUGUUGCGCUUUCCUGACUCUCUGUUAGGAAGCAUCGAUACGAUGCAGCAAUUCUACGACGCGCGACGGAAGGAGUAUUUUCUUGAUCGAGACCCAUAUCUGUUCAAGUUUGUACUGAAUUACUACCGUUACGGCAAGCUUCAUUGCUCGCAAGAAGACUGUCCCGCGGCUUUCGAGGAGGAAUUGCAAUUUUACGGGUUUUCAAUUUACGAUGUAAACAAUUGCUGCUGGGAUCAUUGCAGUCCAAAAGAGAAAGGAGUUCUCGUCGAAGGCGACAAUGACGAACUUAAGGGGGAAUAUUUAAAUUGCAACGGCAAUUUAUGCGACUUACAUUGCGAACCAAAACUCACUCUUAAGCAGAAGAUUUGGCGAACCAUAGGCCCUUCGAAGACGACUAAUACUGGAGUGAUAUUCCACAUAAUUUACGGGUUUUUCAUAUUUGUAAGUGUUUUAAUAGCUUCAUUGGAGACACUGCGUUGCGGGGAAACAUCGACGUGCGGAGAGGAACACCACCAAAUAUUCUUCACCAUUGAGUCAAUAUGUGUCAUCAUUUUCACAGCUGAGCUCUUGAUUAGGUUCUACGUUUGUCCGCAAAAGAAGAAAUUUAUGUUAGACGCAAUGAACGUAAUCGAUUUAUUAGCAAUAGUUCCUUACUAUUUAACUCUGGUAGUGGAAAGUUUUGGUGGGGAGACAAGUUUUCUGCAGAUACUUAAGGUGUUAAGAGUGAUUCGUAUUCUGAAACUCACCCGGAACUCUCGAAGACUUCGGUGCCUUUUGUUGACUUUACGGCGAUGUGCUGUCGACAUCGUCUUCCUCUACUGCAUCUGUUUCUUGGCGAUAAUCUUAUUUGGAACAGCGAUUUAUUAUUUAGAACUCGCGGAGGGGGAUCCGCAGUUUUCAAGUAUUCCAGAAUCAUUUUGGUACAUCUGUGUCACUCUCAUGACUGUGGGUUACGGGGACGUCGUGCCGUCAUCGAUUCUUGGUAAGAUAGUUGGUUCCAUUUGCUGUGUUUCUGGAGUAGUUUUACUUGCGUUGCCGAUUCCAAUCCUGCAAGAAAAACAAGUACCAUGCACGUUGGAAUCUGUGACAGCAAGAAGGAAGCGGAGGCCUGGUGAAAAGACAAAUGUGGAGUGCGCAACCUGUUUGGAGGAAAAGCGCUGUUCACUAAGGGAGAUCUUUAAAGAUAGAUUCCAUAUUGCCGUCCGUGGACAAACAAAAAAUCAAAUGAACAGAACAAUAGCUGAGCACGUGCACUUUAGAACUUUGUACAUUUAGUUUUGUACCUCAGCUUUGUACUUCGGCCAAACCUGUGUUGGACCCUCUCCUCAUUGUUUAAAGUUCCUUAGAAAUCACAUAGGACGUCGAAAUGUGGUAAAAACAUCAGUUUCCCUUUUCUGUUUUUAACCACAUUUUGACGUCAUCUGUGACCUGUUACUGACCAGACGCAGGGCAACAUGGGAUAUUUUUGUUCAAUAUACAACCAAGCUGAAAAGCUGGCUAAAGCUAAGAGGAGAUUUGCGUUAAUUACUUAAAGCAUUCGCCAAAUAAUCGGGUAACGUCAAAACCAGGGAACCCUUGAGAGAAGUAAUGGUCAUGACUUUGACCAACCAACUGGAAAGCUAGUUUAAGCUUUCUGAGGAAAACCAUAGAGAAAAGCACCAGGGAAAAGAACCAGUUAGUAAAGAUGUCACACAGAAUUAUACAAAACCGCAGGUGGAAAGGGGCGAGUUGGAAGUGGGGCGAGGGGGAGUUGGAGAGGGGCGAGUUGGAAGUGAGGCGGGGAGGGUGCUAAAAGGCGAAUGUGUACUUCAAUUGGAUUAAUUUGAUUAAUUACUUCAUUUAAGUGUUUAAGUUUCGAGUUUCGCGCUGAAGAGGGAUUGAUUAACAACCGCCUAGAUGAAUACAAAUGUUCUGGGAAAUUGUGGAAUAAAACAGCUCUUGGAGCAACAGGCUGGAAAAAUGCUCUUUCAGACACCUUCCCUUUCUCAUUUCUUUGAGUAUCAGGCAGCAGUGAGAACAGAGUAUGCAAUGGUAGCGGUGGUGGGCCAGUGAAAAAGGGGGAG